UUCGAAUAGAAGAAGUAUAAUUUACACUCAUGGUCAUAAAUCAUAGAUACAUCAACUUACAAAUGACAAUAAAUUCGAUAAGACCGUAGAAUUUUUGUUCGAAACGAAACCCCAAAAGGGGAGUGUAAUAGUGGUCUCUCUUUAAUCACACAUCCCUGUUUUCUCUCUCCUCAUCUAUUUAUGCUUCUCACCAUCAUCUAUGUCAGUCUCACAUUCAUGAAUCAUAAACCUUUAAUCCUUUCGCGCAUGAUUUUCUCCCCAAUUUCUCACCCAUUUUUCUGGGUACUUUUCGAUUUGGACUGGGAUAAGUAAUUCUGUUUAACCCAACUCAUACAAUUUCAUAAUUAUAGUAUUAAUUAAUCAUGGCGGUAAAGAAAGCAGCGGAGAAUUUCUCAAAGAGUUUAAUAGAUGAGAUUCAUAAAUGGGGUUCAAUGAAACAAACAGGUGUAACUCUUAGGUAUAUGAUGGAAUUUGGGUCUAAACCAACUGACCGUAAUUUGUUGAUUUCAGCUCAGUUUCUUCAUAAAGAACUUCCCAUUCGUAUUGCUCGUCGUGCUAUUGAACUUGAGUCUCUUCCUUAUGGUUUAUCGCUUAAACCUGCUGUUUUGAAGGUGCAUGAUUGGUAUGUGGAUUCUUUCCGUGAUCUCAGAUUAUUCCCUGAUAUCAAAAAUAAAAACAAUGAAUUAGAGUUCACUCAAAUGAUUAAGAUGAUUAAGGUCAGACAUAACAAUGUUGUCCCAAUGAUGGCCAUGGGGGUCCAACAGUUGAAAAAAGGCAUGGAUCCCAAGAUUGUAGAUGAAGACUUGGUUGAAAUCCAUCAGUUCCUUGAUCGUUUUUAUAUGUCAAGAAUAGGGAUCCGCAUGCUCAUAGGGCAGCAUGUGGCCUUGCAUGAUCCAAAUCCUCCUCCUGAUCGUAUCGGGUACAUACAUACAAAAAUGUCUCCUGUAGAGGUUGCUCGAGAUGCUUGUGAGGAUGCUCGUGCAGUUUGCAUGCGCCAUUAUGGCAGUGCACCUGAAAUUGAUAUCUAUGGAGAUCCUAACUUUACCUUUCCGUAUGUACCUUCACAUUUACAGCUUAUGGUUUUUGAGUUGGUGAAAAAUUCCUUGCGUGCUGUUCAAGAGCGAUUUAUGGACUCUGACAAAAUUGCACCACCAAUUCGAAUUAUAGUAGCUGAUGGAAUUGAGGAUGUCACAAUUAAGGUUUCAGAUGAAGGGGGUGGAAUUCCACGAAGUGGUCUCCCUAGGAUUUUCACUUACCUUUACAGUACUGCUGCAAAUCCGUUGGAUGAACACUCUGAUCUUGGAACUGGUGAAUAUGUAACUAUGGCUGGAUAUGGUUAUGGACUUCCCAUUUGUCGUUUAUAUGCUCGUUAUUUUGGAGGUGAUCUUCAAAUCAUUUCUAUGGAAGGAUAUGGUACGGAUGCCUAUCUGCAUUUGUCUCGACUGGGUGGCUCGCAAGAACCACUGCCGUAAUAGCAUUGCAGAUUACCUGUUUAUUUAAAUGUAUUUAAAUUUCUAAUUGUUUCGUCAAGAUAGUGAUUACGAAAAAGAAGAAUGUAUUAUUAUGACUCUUUCAGGUUUAUAUACUUAUUAUUUGCCGCAA
This is a messenger RNA of Amaranthus tricolor (Joseph's coat), 1602 nucleotides long. RefSeq names its product pyruvate dehydrogenase (acetyl-transferring) kinase, mitochondrial. Gene Ontology annotation, molecular function: pyruvate dehydrogenase (acetyl-transferring) kinase activity. The transcript is spliced from 6 exons. Gene Ontology annotation, biological process: regulation of glucose metabolic process; protein phosphorylation. The coding region runs from base 363 to 1472 and encodes 369 amino acids. Gene Ontology annotation, cellular component: mitochondrion. The record is from RefSeq and is a predicted model, not a curated record. Lineage: Eukaryota; Viridiplantae; Streptophyta; Magnoliopsida; Caryophyllales; Amaranthaceae.